CUUGUCACUUGACCGGAAGUUAUUAUUAUUUCUUUUGGACGGACAUAACCACGGUUUCUUCCUCUCUUCAUGUGCAAAAUGGAAUAAUAACAACAGUAUUAAAAAAUCAAACUUUAGUUUUUUCUUCAGGUUGUUUGGAUCAGUGUGUUUUGCUGUAUUGCUCCAGCAUCAUCACCAUGCCUCUGACAGCUCCUGUGAUCAGCGGAGCUCAGAAACUAGUCCUGUACGAGACCAGAGCUAGAUAUUUUCUCGUAGGGAGUAAUAACGCUCAAACCAAACACCGUGUCCUGAAGAUCGACCGAACUGAACCACGAGAUCUGGUGAUUAUUGAUGACAAACAUGUAUAUAGUCAGCAGGAAGUCCGAGAGCUUUUGGGGAGGCUGGACUUAGGAAACCGCACAAAGAUUGGACAGAAAGGUUCCUCUGGGCUUUCCAGGGCUGUGAAUGCCUUUGGAAUUGUAGGCUUUGUCCGUUUCAUGGAAGGCUACUACAUCAUUCUGAUCACCAAGCGACGCAAGAUGGCCGACAUCGGGGGUCACUCCAUCUAUAAAAUUGAAGACACCAACAUGAUAUACAUCCCUAACGACUCAGUCAGAGUCACACAUCCUGAUGAAGCCAGAUAUGUGAGGAUAUUUCAAAACGUGGACCUGUCGAGUAACUUCUAUUUCAGUUACAGCUAUGACCUGAGCCACUCUCUGCAGUAUAACAUGACUCUACUCCAAACACCCUAUGAUCAUGGAGAAAAUGAGGAGCUCCACACCAGUAACAGCAGCAAACAGGACAGUUUUGACAUCUUUGAGGAUGAAGGCCUUCCUACGCAAGUGGUUCACGGCUUGAAGAAUGAACCCUAUGCUAAAUACGUGUGGAACACUCGACUACUGGAGAAAGUUCAAGACACGGUGCAUCCAGACUGGCUGCUGUACAUCAUCCACGGCUUCUGCGGCCAGUCAAAAUUGUUGAUCUACGGGCGGCCGGUUUAUGUCACCCUGAUCGCUCGACGUUCCAGCCGCUUUGCUGGGACACGCUUCCUGAAGAGAGGAGCCAACUGUGAGGGUGACGUGGCGAACGAAGUGGAGACUGAGCAGAUCAUCCACGAUGCCUCAGUAAUGUCCUUUACAGCAGGCAGCUACUCCUCUUAUGUGCAGGUUCGAGGCUCUGUGCCUCUCUACUGGUCUCAGGACAUCUCCACCAUGAUGCCCAAACCUCCCAUACGAUUGGACCAGGCUGACCCAUAUGCCCAGGUUGCAGCACUUCACUUUGAUCAGAUGCUGCAGCGCUUCGGCUCUCCGAUCAUUAUCCUCAACCUCGUUAAGAAACGAGAGAAGAGGAAGCAUGAAAAGAUUUUAAGCGAGGAGCUUUACCCAGCCAUCAUCAACCUCAAUCAGUUCCUUCCUCCGGAGCACUGCAUCGAAUACAUCGCCUGGGACAUGGCACGUUACACCAAGAGCAAACUCUGUAACGUAUUGGACCGGUUGAGUAUGAUUGCCGAGAACGUAGUGAAGAGGACCGGCUUCUUCGUCAACCGAUCCGAUUUCCACUGUCACACCUUACGACCUGAUGACAGAUGGGGGGAUUUGGGAGGACAUCCCACCACUCAUGGUAGAAUACAGACGGGAGUUUUGAGGACUAAUUGUGUGGACUGCUUGGAUCGUACCAACACCGCCCAGUUCAUGGUGGGAAAAUGUGCUCUGGCCUAUCAGCUUUAUGCUCUCGGGAUGAUUGACAAACCAAAGCUGCAGUUUGACACCGACUGCGUCAGGUUGUUCGAGGAGCUUUAUGAAGAUCACGGGGACACACUGUCACUGCAGUAUGGCGGCUCACAGCUGGUCCACAGAGUCAAGACUUACCGCAAGAUUGCGCCAUGGACACAACACUCCAAAGACAUCAUGCAGACGCUGUCCCGUUACUACAGCAACGCUUUCUCAGAUGCCGACAGACAGGAUGCCAUAAACCUUUUUCUCCAGGUGUACCAGCCUUCAGAGAACAAGCCGCACUUGUGGGAACUGCCUACCGACUUUUACCUCCACCAGAGCAACACCAUGGCUCUACCCCAAGAGAGACGCAGCUACACGUUCUGGUGGGCAAAUGGUUUGUUGUCCUACCUUCCAGUUCCUUAUGAUGAAGUCCCCUGUGAGAAGAACAGGAAGGAGGUGGUGGCGAAGCGAGUGAAUCGAUAUGAUGAGAGCAUAGACAUGUACACGGAGUUCUUCAAGCCUUACGAACUCACAUCUUUUGACGAUACGUUCUGUGUGGCCAUGACCAACUCGGCAAGGGAGUUUAUGCCAAAAAGUGUUGGUCUGGAUCACAGCCCUUUCACCGUGCGUAAACCUGAAGAGACCGGCAAAUCCGUGCUCGGUAACAAGUCUAGUAAGGAGGAGGCCGUGCUACAGCGUAAGACGGCCGCCAGCGCUCCUCCUCCACCCAGUGAAGAGCAGAUCUCCAGCAGCUCCGAGGAUGACUCUGAGGAAGACCGAGAAGACGAGGCCACCUCAUCUCAGCGCUACACACCAAUCAAACUCGCCGAGUCCAGAGACAACGUCCACGCUCAGGAGGAGCAUCAGCAGCAGCCUGCACGGGAGCCAUAUGGGUUAAACCUGUCUGCUUUACCCAGGGAUGAGGACCUUUGCACAUAUCACAGGUUUUCUCACCUUGGCCGAAACCAACACAAAGUGGAAAGGAGCGAGCAGCUGAUGGACAGCAAAGAAUUUCUGGAAAAUGUUAUCAAUCUAGCUCCAGUGUCUCUGUUCGGUGGCGACAGUAUUUAUGAGGUGUCGGCUCCGCGGGUCGAUUCGGAGACCCGGAACAUUUUCCGUGCCCACAUCCAAGCGGGCCUGGGAGAGAUCAAAACUAUGUGCCGAGAAGACAUACUCAUUUAUCGUGAAUACGUGAAAAACAGAUACAUGUGAUGCAUUUGUCACAUGUUCCGUCUCUUUGAAAAGUAUUUCAGUGAGAAGACCUUCCAGCAACUUAAAAAAAAAAAAAAAAAAAUCAGUUCAUCAGUUGACCUUCCUUAUAAAAAGAUCUCGCACGAUUCAUCAGCAGGUCCGCUUCUCUCGUUCUCCGGGUUCACUGCUUUUUGGAAUUAUUUUCAGAAACAGGGUUGGAGAUGGAAGAAUUGAUUUGAUUUGCAGUUGUAACCACAAUGAAUGAAUAUUCCACUCAUCAUUUAGGUUUUUUUUCCAGUGCCUUAGAAUAUCCUCUAUAUAUAGUCUGUUUAUGAUCUCCCAGAUUAUACAAAUUAUACAAGCUAGCCUGCUAUUCUGCCUCUUAGCUUUUUUUUAAUUGACUUUAUUAUUAUUUAUAUUGUGCCAUGAUUGUGUUUAAUGUGCAUGAGCAUCUGUAAGUCAUUUAAAAAUAUUACAUUUGUGUAUUUAUUAAACUUCUGUCUGACUACUAGUUUUUACUUUGGUUCUCAAAACGUCUUCAUUUACGCUGAUCUCUUCAUUAUCCCUUUGUCUUUGUUCAGCCGUCUGUAUAUCUGUCUCUCUCUCUUUCUCUCUCUCUGUCUUUCUCUCUCUCUCUCUUUCAGUCUCUUCUGCCCAUGAGCCUCGUGACUCCAGAGCAGACGGACAAACCAUAGAAACAGCAGCGGUGGAAAGUCACGUGGCUUGGGGUACAAAUGACAUGGCAAUCUCACAAAAAAUACACAGGUGGACACACAAUCAUACACACACACACAUUAUCGCAUAUGGAGACGGUACAGCUAUUAGCGCUUAUUAAAAAAUAUAUUCAAUAAUAAAAUAAAAAUAAUCCUGACAAAGUAAAAGGGGCUUUUUUUCAGCAUUGAAAAUUUCUGUGACGGGAUAGAGAGCGAGUGUGUGUGUGUGUGUGUGUGUUUGUGUUUUUUGUGGCCUUUUUGUAUUUUCACAUAUUUUCUUCAAUAUUACAUCUGAUAUUUUCACAAAAUGAAUGAUUGAUGAUUGUGUUUGAUUUGUAAUCCAUGACCUCACUGUUUUAAAGGAACAGGAAUAAUACUGAGUGUAGAAUAAAUACGUUGGCACUAAUUAAUAUACACACACACACACACACACACACUUCCUUUUCUAUUUGUGUGGCCAAAAGUAUGUGAACGCCUGACCUUCACGCUCAUAUUGUGGAAACUGAAUAAUAACUAUAUUAAAUGUCAUAAUGUUGGGUCAGUGAACCUCGACUGGCUAGUUUGUUCUUAUUUUUCAUUUCUUAUAUCCUGUUUUUGAUUUAAAAACCAUCAACUAUUUUACCAGCAUUAAACAGGGGUUGAGAAGAAGAAGAAAAAGAAGCAGCCUUUAUUUGUGAUGUCGAAAUUACAGCUGGGUCUGAAAGCACAGGGUCAGCAAUGAUGCAGUACACCUGGAGCUGGAGAGAGGGUUAGGGGCCUUGCUCGAGGGCCUAACAGUGGCAGCUUAGAGAUGCUUGAGCUUCAUCACUUGACCUUUCAACCUCUAGCCCAGACCUUUAACCAUGACUGUCCUAGAAAAUGUUAGCCUAACUAUAACAAGCCAUAUGAUUUUACCAUGAUUCAGUCAGAGUUUGUGUUCAAGCUCCUGUUGUGUAUUGUGUGUUUAUCUCACUCACUUUUUUAGACACAUAACCAUUCAUGCACUUAACAUAUUCACAUCAAACAUGACGAUGUGGGGAAUAUCUCGACGAUCUCGGUGACCGUGACCUGGUUCUUGGUGGCAGAUGAGCUGGGAUUUUUACUCACAACACUUUUACUCAGUGACAGAACAGUGAGGAACAAAAUACAGUGAGCAGGGACAAUCUGAUGAGAGAGGUCAGACAGAAUGACUGCUUCAGACAGGAAGAAAGGCUACAGUAACUCCAAUCACCACUCUUUACAACCGUGUCAUGAAGAAAAGCAUUUCAUAACGCAAGAUAGGUCAGAUUUCGAGGACGACAGGCUAAAACAGGUUCCACUUCUGUUAUUUAAGAACAGUUAUCUGAAGAUAUGUAUAAUUCAUUUAUUGUCAUUAACAGGUUUUUGUUGUUAUCCACAUGGCUUGACGGGAAUUGAUGUAUUUAUUUUCUCUUGUUUAAUAGCGCUGUCUUGUUCCUUGUCUUUUGUGGACCCACCCUCCACUUCAUGCACCUUUUGUAUCUCAUGCUAUUGCUCCAUGUAUUUUUAUUUCAUUCACCCUGCUGUUCUGUUCGGUCUAAGCUCAGCAAUUUUCUUCAUCGCUGCCUUUUUUCCCCCCUUGUCUCUGCUUCAUCCUUCCAUGGCGCAGCUCAAAGACCUGCCGAGUCACGUGCAUGUGUGUAUUCAUGCGGAAUAAGGACGACCUAGGUUUACACACUUUUGCACUUGUUGUUUUGUUGCUUCGUCAUCUUUCAGUGCCUGUGUCAUCGAAGGAAGAAUGUGGAACUUGUGGGCAUCAGGAAAU
This is a messenger RNA of Hemibagrus wyckioides, 5360 nucleotides long. RefSeq names its product FIG4 phosphoinositide 5-phosphatase a (gene fig4a). The record is from RefSeq and is a predicted model, not a curated record. NCBI's taxonomy places the organism in Eukaryota, Metazoa, Chordata, Actinopteri, Siluriformes, Bagridae. The transcript has 24 exons. Gene Ontology annotation, cellular component: intracellular membrane-bounded organelle. Gene Ontology annotation, molecular function: phosphatidylinositol-3,5-bisphosphate 5-phosphatase activity. The coding region runs from base 177 to 2906 and encodes 909 amino acids. Gene Ontology annotation, biological process: phosphatidylinositol dephosphorylation.